GAAGAUGAUGUGGAGUGAUAUUUAAACCUCAUGCCUCCGCAAAGCCAUUCAUGAGGCAAGCCUUGCUCCAAACCAACAGACCAGCAUGGAGAAAGGGCUCCGAACACGACAAGAAGCAGGAGCGGCGGAUGAGAACGACUCUUCGGCUCAAGGGAAGACCACAGGGAGUGCAGACCCGGGACAUGAUUGUUGCAAACGCAAUGGCUUGAUCAAUACCCACAACUUAAUGGUGGAGAGUAAGGAAGGACUAGUGUCAGUCUAUUCGGCUCCGCAGUAUCAUGUGGUGUCCAAGGACAAAAAUGGGACACCUGAUAGUAGAGGACCCCCGCAGCUGCUGAACCCCAGCACCCUGCCGCAGGCUAUAGACCCUUACUACAGGCCCAACCUCAUCCUCUACCCUGAGAGUGUCCUGAGAGCUUGGGGCGAGGGGGGUGACUGCUGCGAGACCACUUUCAUCGAAGAUAUGACCCCAGCCUCUUCUGGCUCGGCCAUCGCUAAAGAUGGAGUUCUGUUCGCUGACAGUAAGCUGCUGGAUCUCUCUAUGGAGGACGCCAAGAUCCAGACGCUCUCCUAUGAUGUCGAUGACGACGACGAUGAGUUUCAGGAACUGGAGAGCGAGUAUUCAAGUGACUCAGAGAGUGAAGACAAUUUCCUCCUGAUGCCCCCGAGGGACCACCUGGGCCUCAGUGUUUUCUCCAUGCUCUGCUGUUUCUGGCCGCUGGGAAUCGCAGCUUUCUACCUGUCUCACGAGACUAACAAAGCGGUGACUAAAGGGGACUUUCACCAUGCCAGCUCCAGCUCCAGACGCGCGCUCUUCCUCGCCGUCCUGUCCAUCACCAUCGGGACGGGCAUCUACGUGGGUGUGGCGGUGGCCCUUAUCGCAUACCUCUCCAAAAACAAUCACUUGUAGCCUUCCCGUACCCAAGCCACUCUUUCCUUUCAGCGCUCCGGUUCAUCAGCUUUUUUGGGAAAACAAAGGUCAAAGGUCAUGACUAUGGGGAUCACCAGCAAUGUGUUCCACCUCUGCACUUUCAAAGGGAAGGUCGUUUGUGUAAAUGUCCUGAUCACCUUUCUGCAUUUUUCAUGUGAACGUGACGCCUCUACUAUUGUUUUUGUUUGUUUUGUGCUGCAAAUCUAAUAGAUUGACUUCACGCAAAAUCGAAAUCGAGGCUGCGGUGGGAAGAAUCCUGGAAGUAUCGUCUGAGUCACACAGGAAUGUUCUGUACCUGGCUGUAUAUCUAAUCAGCGAAGAGCAAUCAACACAAAUUGAUCAUUUCACCGCCUUCCGAGUGACCCGAUGGUCUGUUCUAAAUGAAAAGUGAAAAUAAAUGAGGGAUGUCAGACCUCAUUUUGAGCUAAGUUAAGGGGAAAGACACUAGUUAGCUAACGUUUUCUUUCCCAAACACACGUUGUAGAUGCCAUUUAUCAAACUCAAGUUGAUGAACUGAAUCUUUUACUAUAUUAGACCUGUCACAAUACAAAAUUUCAUUACUGAAUUUUAUAAAAACCGUCAAGUUCCCUCUAGCAUUUAAGCACUGUUUUGUCGGCUGAUUUGCCAUUGUGUUCACCGGUGCUCAACAGAAAUGACUGAGAUUGGCUGUGAAGGUCAUCCGUUCACUGCACCUUUACCACCAAGUGCAAACACAGACGAGCAAUCCGCUGAUGACUCGACUGAUCUUUGCGUCUUUAAAACGCUCCAGUGUUCUUGCAUCUGCGUUUGCACUCAGCGAAGAGCGGGGAACUGAUAACCUUCACAGCCAAUCACAGUCAUUUCUGUUGAGCACCGGUGAAUACUAUGGCAAAUCAGCUGUGUUUAAGAACGCGCUCAGCGACGCUUAAAUGUUAGCGGGAAGUACUGGGACAACACUAUUACAGAGAACACAAGGGUAUUCAACAGAGGACUGCAUUGUUUCAUCGCUCACCAGGUUGCAUAGGCUAAAGCAGGGAAGCCCCCACUGUGUUUACCUGGUGCCAUGAACUGAAGCCUAGG
Molecule: messenger RNA, 1990 nt
Organism: Danio rerio (zebrafish)
Lineage: Eukaryota; Metazoa; Chordata; Actinopteri; Cypriniformes; Danionidae
Source: RefSeq, a predicted model, not a curated record